Molecule: messenger RNA, 1591 nt
Organism: Alnus glutinosa
Lineage: Eukaryota; Viridiplantae; Streptophyta; Magnoliopsida; Fagales; Betulaceae
Product: IQ domain-containing protein IQM4-like
Exons: 8
Coding region: 112-1554 (480 amino acids)
Source: RefSeq, a predicted model, not a curated record
UUUACUACUAUAAAGAAGGGAAACGGUCAAUUGAGAUUUACCUAGCUUCUACCACUACAGAAACACACACACAGCUUGAGGUAACAGGGAUUCAGGGAACGUCAUAGAGAAAUGGUUAUGGGAAGAUUCACCAAUGAGUCCAAAGAAAGGAAGACAACAUUGAUGAGAACUGUGAGCUUCAAGAAAGGUGGUCCGAACUACAUAAUCGAUCAAUACGAGGGGUCAGACAACAUUAUUAUUGAAGAAAAAGAAAGUGGGAUAGCUAAAAGUUGCAAGAACAGGAGAGUGGGAAAGCUAAAGCUUCGGAAAACUGCUUCUUUCAAUGAUUUUGCCGGUUUGGAGGAAAAAAAGCUUAAUGCCGCCGCAAUUAAGCUCCAGAAAGUCUACAAGAGUUACCGGACUAGACGAAACCUUGCAGAUUGUGCUGUGGUUGUUGAGGAGCUCUGGUGGAAGGCAUUAGACUUUGCCGCUCUAAGGCGGUGUUCCAUAUCAUUUUUUGAGCCUGAUAGAUCAGAAACUGCUGUUUCGAGAUGGGCAAGGGCUAGGACUAGGGCUGCAAAGGUUGGUAAAGGUUUGUCAAAAAAUGACAAGGCUCAGAAAUUGACCCUAAGCCACUGGCUUGAAGCUAUUGAUCCGCGGCAUCGAUACGGGCACAAUCUGCACUUGUACUACAAUGUUUGGUUUGACAGCAGGAGCUCCCAACCCUUCUUCUAUUGGUUGGAUGUCGGAGAUGGCAAAGAAGUAAAUCUUGAGAAGUGUCCAAGGACCAAUCUGCAGCAUCAAUGCAUCAUAUACCUUCGACCAAAAGAGAGGGAAGCAUUUGAAGUGAUUGUAGAGAGUGGCAAGCUCGUUUACAGACAAAGUGGAGUUCCUGUGGACACUGAUGAUGACACAAAGUGGAUAUUUGUUCUCAGCACAACGAGGAACUUGUACGUUGGGCAGAAAAAGAAAGGUCGGUUUCAACACUCUAGUUUUCUAGCUGGUGGUGCCACUACCGCAUCUGGAAGAUUGGUGGCCCGUAAUGGGGUUCUUGAGGCUAUAUGGCCCUACAGUGGCCAUUAUCAGCCAACAGAAGAGAACUUCAUGGAGUUCAUCAGUUUCCUAGAAGAUCACCACGUAAGCUUGACCGACGUUAAGAAAUGUGCUGUAGAUGACGAUGUUCCACCUUUGCCAAAGUCAAUGAGGGGUUCCUUGACAAAUAUCAAAUCCACCAACACAGUAUCAACAGAUGCUAAUGUGCUUAAUAUCAAGGAUGCUGCAAAUGUAAUUGGAACCAAUAUUGUGGAAGCACAGGAAUUCGAAUUUGGGAAGCGUUUUUCACGUAAAUGGAGUAGUGGACACAGUCCUCGUAUAGUGUGUGUUAGAGACUACCCAGCACAGCUUCAAUUUCAGGCACUUGAACAUGUUAAUCUGUCGCCGAGGACCAUGCCAGGACACUUUCCUGGCAAUGCUCCCAUCCCCUCGCCAAGACCAAGUCCCAAAAUCCACCUUUCACCGAGGCUUGCAUAUAUGGGACUUACUAGCCCGAGGGUAAAUGUUUCUACUGCUAAUUAGAUUUAGCACAAAUUGGUGAUUUUUUUUUUUUUUUUGA